GUUAGCAUGUGCCUCUUGGACAGAUAUAGACCCAUCCUCUUAACCAGCAUAUACUCAUCCGAUCCGGCUGGCGGACGACGACGGGAAAGCUCGCUCGCUCGUUUUGCGCAUUCAUAUUAGUCGAGUAUCUCUUAAUUACUUAUUCCUAACAGCACCAUCAUGACAGACAUAACUGGUCGAGAUCGCCACCGCCCGGAACAUCAUCACGCAUAUCCCGUAGCCGGCAACGUUUACUAUAGACCGAGGUCGACGGAGCGGAGGCACCGUACAGCUCCGAGCCUUCCCACUCCGCAUAUCCGGCCUCGUCCGAGGAGACCUCAGUCUAUCCAUAUCGUGUCCUACCCCGCCGGGUACACGCCGCCCGAUCUGAGGCCUACUGCCCUAGCAAAGUCCAAGUCGUCUAGGUUCAGGAAGGAAAAGAGCAACAGGGAAGACUCUAAGAAGGAAGAAGGGACUGUACAUAGGAGCUCACCGCGACGGGUAAUCGAAAAGGUGUUGGGGCCCUUGAAGUUUCAUCUCUCCCAAUACGUAGCUGUAGAUAAUCCUACGCCCCCAACCGUUGCUAGCGCCGCCGGCGAUUUGAUUCCGAGACCGAGACCGAAUACGAUAGGCGCCCCGCGUCCCAGGCCUCAUUCCAUGCUCGCAAUUCCUCCUUCCGCCACCUCUUCGAUGCUCGGUACCGCUAGCAUGACCGGCUCAGCGAACUCGCCAAUCGUGGCAACGGCCGCGCAUAAUUCGCACAGGAAUAGUACUAUGUCGGUUCGCUCAGCUAAGAGCGUAAUGAGUUCAUCAGUGACGGAGGUUCCAAAACCAGUGGCAAGCGGGAGUGGAGUUUCGUGUUCUAUAAUAUUGGCAGAACCGAAUGUAUUUCUCACCGGGUUCGAACACGACGGACACCCGCGAAACGACGCGGCCAAUUCGACCGCGCUUCUGAGGGGUAAGUUGCAGCUGAACGUGUCCAAGAACGUGAAGAUCAAGUCGGUCACUCUCAAGCUCCACGGUAGAGCCAGGACAGAAUGGCCGGAAGGUAUCCCGCCCAUCAAAGUCGAGCAAUUCGAGGAAGAAUCCCUCCGGACGCAGGUGCUGACGUUUUUCCACGCCGCGCACGAGACGUGGGAGACCGAAUUUGGUAAUCAAUGCGCUUACUCGUUACGGAGCAGCGCCGAAUGUCCCGGAUCCCGGCGUCCAGCAUCCCCUUCCCAAUCGACGGUAUCUUUAGCCUUGAAAAAUAGACCCGCCGGACAUCUGACGGCCCGCGAUUAUAAGCGACUCUCGUUGCAGUCAGUUCAGUCCCGAAGCUUCGGGAAAGGGGACACGCCCAAUCCGAACAUCGUACAGCCGAAGACGUACAAGGUUUUUUACCCCGGCACAUACGAGUAUUCGUUUGAGCUACCAAUCGACCACCAUCAGCUCGAAACUACCAAGCUCCAGUUCGGAUCGGUCAAGUGGGAGCUUGAGACGAUAGUAGAAAGAGCAGGCGCCUUCAAGCCUAAUCUACACGGGGCGAAAGAGGUCUGCAUCGUCAGGGUGCCGGAUCAGCUGUCCCUCGAAAUGACGGAGCCCAUAUCUAUCAGCAGACAGUGGGAGGAUCAACUCCAUUACGAUAUAAUGAUAUCGGGGAAGUCCUUCCCCAUCGGUACCAAAAUACCUAUCGCAUUCAAAUUGACGCCACUGGCCAAGGUGCAAGUUCAUAAGUUGAAGGUGUUCGUGACCGAGUCCAUCGAGUACUGGACUAACGACCGACGAGUCACCCGAAAGGAUCCGGGGAGGAAGAUUUUGUUAUUGGAAAAAUCUGCAGGGAAACCUCUCGACAAGCAAUUCGAGGCGUCGGAAAUAAACUUUCUGAGCGGUGGCGAACUGACCCCGGAUCAGAGGCACGAGGCACGGAUCGCGGCGCAACGACGACGGAGCCAAGAAGCAUCUAGGGCUCACACCGCACCACAGCCGUUGCCCGAUCCCGCAGAUAAUUUAUUAGGCGAUCUAGACCUGGGCUUGGAGGCUUAUUGGGGAUCGACAGAGAUUGAGAUGAAUGUCCAGAUUCCGACGUGCGAGCAGAUGGCCAAAGACAAAAGCCUACGACUUCAUCCGGAUUGCAGUUGGAAGAAUGUUAACGUGUAUCACUGGAUAAAGAUCGUCAUGCGCAUAUCCCGCCUCGACCCCGAAGACCCGGCAGGCAAGCGGCGUCGACAUUUUGAGAUUAGCAUCGAUUCGCCCUUCACCGUCCUCAACUGCCGCGCGACGCAGGCCAAUACCGCCCUGCCAGAGUACUCGGGCGCUGAUCGGCCUAUGUAUCACCAGCAGUCGAGCUGCGGCUGUCCCGACGCCGCAAUACUCGCCACCAAUCCGAGUCCCGCGUCGAGCACCGGCACGAUACCGUCCGUCGACCACACCGUCAGCGCGGCCGGCACCGGGUCUCAGGUCAUCGCACCGCCACCAGCCGCACACAUACAGCAACAUCCGGCUGCCGGAUCGCAAUCCCUACAGAGACAACCUCAAGCUCCGGUCGCCCCGAGACCCAUGCACCUCCUUAGGCAUCCUAGUUUCAAUCCUCCGGCGUUCGACGACGACGAUCCGCCACCUCCGAUGCCCACACCUCCGCCGCAGUACGACGUCGUCGUCGGAACACCUAGCGUAGACGGUCUCGCCGACUACUUCGCACGGCUAGCGAACUAUGACGAUGGUGACUCGGACAGCGCAGACGAAGAUGGUGCGCCUAGCAGGCUCACGGAGCGAAGCGGCCGGGUCAACGUGCCACAUCCAAGAACGCCCGGCGGCAGGUUGGUCCCAAGCAGAAGUCUAGAGAUUCAACGCCCACCUGUGCCCGCGACAUUUGGUAUAACUGGCGGCUUAUCGGAGCGCAGGGGUUAGUGGUAUAAUUAAUGAUACUUUGGUGAAGAGUUGUCACAGUUUGCAAGAAAGAAGGUU
Molecule: messenger RNA, 2925 nt
Organism: Annulohypoxylon truncatum
Lineage: Eukaryota; Fungi; Ascomycota; Sordariomycetes; Xylariales; Hypoxylaceae
Exons: 2
Coding region: 160-2868 (902 amino acids)
Biological process (GO): ubiquitin-dependent endocytosis
Cellular component (GO): cytosol; cytoplasm
Molecular function (GO): ubiquitin protein ligase binding; protein-macromolecule adaptor activity
Source: RefSeq, a predicted model, not a curated record